Messenger RNA from Magnolia sinica, 1334 nucleotides. RefSeq names its product probable polygalacturonase At3g15720. The record is from RefSeq and is a predicted model, not a curated record. Bases 1 to 1233 code for a protein of 410 amino acids. Gene Ontology annotation, molecular function: polygalacturonase activity. Gene Ontology annotation, biological process: carbohydrate metabolic process. Lineage: Eukaryota; Viridiplantae; Streptophyta; Magnoliopsida; Magnoliales; Magnoliaceae. The transcript has 9 exons.
AUGGCCAGCGAUGAUGAAGUCCCAACUACCCCUGGUGCUGGUGUAUCGACCACAUAUCUUCUUAUUGUUAAGGGAGAGGGGUCUUCAGCUGAGAUUUUCGUCAUUUCAGUUAUAUUAUGCAUAGCUUCAUUUGGGUACGCUGGUUCUGCUAAUAUUCACAAUGUUUUGGAUUAUGGAGCUGUUGGCAAUGGCAUAUCUGAUGAUACUCAAGCUUUACUAAAAGCGUGGGCGAGAGCGUGUGGUGGUGGUGGUGGGCCCAAUCCCAGCAUAAUAAUCCCAGCUGGGAAGACAUUUCUACUGAAACCCGUGGCCUUCAAUGGGCCUUGCAAGUCUAAAUCCAUCCUUUUUCAGGUUCUUGGGAAUCUGAUUGCUCCCAACACAAUUGCAGGAUGGGGUGGGGCCAGUAACUGGUUGACCUUUCACGGUGUAAAUGGCCUCAAAAUUGGCGGAUCUGGAAGAAUUGGUGGUCAGGGUGCCGUCUGGUGGGCCCAGUCUUGCAAAAUACACCCUGAGAAGAAAUGUACGCUCGCACCAACGGCACUGCUAUUAGAUGCAUGCAAUUACCUUCAUGUUUCCGGCAUAACGCUUUUCAACAACCCAAGGAAUCAUAUCUCCAUCAACAGCUGCAACAACGUAUACAUCUCUUCAGUUACUAUAACGGCCCCUGCAGAUAGCCCAAACACUGAUGGUAUAGACAUUGAACACUCCCAAUAUGUGAAUAUUUGGCAAUCCACCAUAGGAACAGGAGAUGAUUGCAUUGCUAUUGGUAAUGGUGGCAAGAACGUUAAUAUCAGCUGGGUGACAUGUGGACCGGGUCAUGGUAUAAGCAUUGGAAGCUUAGGACAAGACGACGAAUUCGCAGAGGUUGAAAAUGUCCAAGUGAUGCAUUGUACAUUCACAGGAACUUUAAAUGGGGCCAGGAUCAAGACAUGGCAGGGAGGGUCUGGGUACGCCCGAGGGAUCUUAUUUGAUGAUAUGCAUAUCAACAACGUUGAGAAUCCAAUCAUCAUUGACCAAUACUAUUGUAAUGGUGAUCACAACUGCAACAAUCGAGUAAGAAUGCUGCCUCUUUUUUCUUUUCUUUUUUUUGUCCUUAUGAUUUUGGAAUUAGAGAAUAAGACAUUGUUUCAAAAUGAGAUUUACUCCUCUAUUUUGAUGUACUCUCCUUAUUCUUCCCCCUUUAUAUGUCAUCAAAAGAAAAGACUCCAAAGAGGGCCAAAGUUCCAAAAGUAGCCAACACGCCUAUAACAUUGGCCGAGUCAACUCAACUGGACUUGGCAAGUUAUCGAGAUGAAUCAUAUGUACAUUGAGCUCACAAGAGUGACUGGAUCCCA